Didymodactylos carnosus is the source of this 1021-nucleotide messenger RNA. Lineage: Eukaryota; Metazoa; Rotifera; Eurotatoria; Philodinida; Philodinidae. The record is from the annotation of a GenBank genome assembly.
AUGCCACGUCAUGAUUUUGAGCAACUAAAACGAAAUGUUAAAGGUUUGGUCUUAAUGAACUCAUUCUUUUCAACAACACUCUUUCGAAAUGUGGCCGAAAUGUUCUGCGGCGACAAUGCGGCGCGUCCACAAUUUGAACUCGUUCUCUUCGAAAGUACCGUUAAUCCACAUAUUAGUGGUUCUGUACCCUUUGCGGACAUCACUCGUUAUAGUUAUGUUCAAGAUGAAACUGAAAUUCUUUUUUCGAUCGGCGCAGUCUUUCGUAUUCUGUCCGUCGAACAACUAGAUGAUUCGAAUCAAAUACAUUAUGUCAGAUUGGAACUGUGCACAGAGAACGAAUUGGAGGAACUGUACACAUUUUUUGCGGAGUCGAUCAAUUCAGAAGAGGUAUCAUUGCUCACAUUUGGUCUUGUUCUUCGUCUGUUUGGUGGUCACAAACGAGCGAAAGAAUAUUGCCAGCGUCUACCGGGGAGCUCUGCUCAGCACAAUGUAAAUGUCGCCUACCUUCACCAUAAUAUGGGUGUCGCCCAUGCAUGCGUAGGUGAAUACAAUGAGGCGCUAGCGCAAGAUUUAAAGGCACUUCAAUAUAACAAACCGGAAGCAAAAGACGGGCUGUUGUUGAUCCUAUCAUCAAUCGCACAGACUUAUCAAGAGCUUGAAAUAUGUGAAUGUAAAGCAGAUAUGGAUAAAAGAAUGAAUCAUUCGGAACAAUAUGAUCGCAGGACAAAUCUACGUUUUCUCGGGAUUGAUGAAACGGAAAAUGAAAAUACAAAUGAAAUAAUACUACAGACUGCUGAGUGUCUUAAGAUACCAGUCUACGAAAUUGAUAUAUCACGAAAUCAUCCGGUUGGAAAAUAUAAUCCUCAAACACCUACUCCUCGCCCGAUAAUCGUUCGCUUCACGUCUUAUCGUCCACAUGAAUUAUUUUAUAAAAAUCGUAAAUAUCUUAAUGAAACAGAUUACUACUAUAUUACAGUACGCGCAGGUCCUACGAGAGAAAAUCUAAAUUUAUUACGACGUU